UUUAAGUGUGCGAUUUGAGUUUAACGGUUAAUCUCGCAGUGAAUUGAUUCUAACGCUAGGACACGCACACAGGACGAGCGUAUUCCCAACUGGCUAGCAAUUGAGCAAUUGUGAAAAUGGAUGCGCUACGCUUGCGUGGUUCGCCAUUUGUGCGCUUCGGUGGUGGGGCCGGCCAUGGCCCCGGCUUGCCGCAUCCACAUCCCCAGGCACAUGCACAUGCCGCACACAUCACACAGCAGGAGCCGCUCAUCGUUGUCGAGGAAUCGAAUUUGCCCGAGGAGCUGGAGCCGGAGAGCUCCGAAACGUUCUCGAAUCGCGCCAGUCUGGACAUUGAUUCGCCCGUGAAUCCCUACUUGCUAUCACCGUGGCGGGAUCCGCGCGAGGCUCGCAAACACUCGCUGCCCUCGCAGCAGGUCACCGAGGGCAUCACCGCCAGUCAGGUGCGUCGUCUAUCCGAGCGCGGCGGCGAGGGCUCCGGCCCAUCGCCCAAGGAGGCCGCCUUCUUGGCCACACUCUCACAGGCGCCGGCUCCGUCCGGCCGUCGGCACUCAGUUGUUACCAUCUCGAAGGUGCCCACCACACUCUUUGGACGCUCUCGCCGCGAAUCUGUCGCCGCCUAUCCAUCAAGCAAUGGCAGCAGCCGCGUAUUGAACUCACGCCGGGAGAGCAAUACAGGACCCCCUUCGACAGACCCUAUUGGCAGCAUACACAAUCUGCAGCUGGACAUUAUGGAUGACAUCUAUUUGCAGUCGCGCAAGGCACGCUUGAAGCUCUGGACGUCGAGCAACGAGAAGGUGUGCGAGGUGCAGACGGUGGAUGAGGUUGGCGCCGGGGCACCAGCUCGACGCUACACGAAUCGCCGCUAUUCCGAGUGUCCCCAGCCCGGCGCGGCUGGAGGCAGCAUCAUGCGGCGUGCCUCAGAGCAUCCACAGGCACCGAGUGUGUCGCCGCAGCCGUUGUCGGCGCGUGCAUCGACGCGACGCAAGAAGUCUGGCAGCGGCAUGGGCUUGCUGGGCAGCCGCACAGACAUCGCUGGCAUAUUCAGUUCGAUAACCGGAUCUGGGAGCUAUUCGGGCCCCGAUUCGCACCGGCCUGAUCCGGACGGCGGCUCCUCCAGCUCGUCGGGGGCCACGGGCAACAGUGCCACCAGCCCCUUUUUGAGCAAUACGUUCCAGCAGGCGGCUCGCGGACGCACCACUAGCGCCACGCCCACGCCCAGUGGUGGGCAGACGUCGAGCAGCAUGCUGCUCGAUCCGAAUGCAGGCCGCUCGACACGCUCCAACAGCUUCGACGUGUCCAUAUUGAACAACGCCAAGCAGCUGGUGAGCGAGGCGCAGGACAACAGCUCGGCCGCCAUAUCCGGCUGGUUUGGCAAGCGUCAGACGACGCCGCUGCCGCGCAAGAAGAGCGUGCGCAGCAAGAGCAGCGCCAUGGCCCUCUCCAAGGAUAUGCUCGAGCGGCUGCAGAAGAAGGAUCCGCUUGGCGGCGACUCCGGCAAGCCGAAGCUAAAGCCACGCAGCAAGCAGAAGAAGAGCUGGGCCGAUGCCACCAAGGCGAACAUUGUCGAUGCCACUAUACUGGGCACGGCCAUCGAGGGCUUUCUGCGCAAGAGCUCCAAUGCGAGCAUGGGCGGCGGCAUGAAUGCUGCCGGGGCAUCCACAUCGGCGGCUGGUCGCGCGGCAGCGGCCGGUGCCAGUGGCAGUGGCAGUCGUGGUGCCGUACCCAAGGACUCCGGCGCCAGUGGCAGCAGCUCCAGUGGCUCUGGCGGUGGUCGACGCAGUCGGCCGUCGGCCGCCAGCUCGGCCCAGUCGCAGGCCGGACGAGCCAUGCGCUCCACGCUCAACUGGUUCAGCAAGGGCGACGAGGACGACUCGAAGGACACGUGCGAUGCUUCGCUGUGCGCCACGCUCAAGGAUCUCUUUGUCAAAUAGAUCGGGCCGCCGAGACGCAAGUAAACGGACAGCCGAACAGCGACACGCAAUGGAGAUUAAAGGAAUGUAAGGUGAGCAGACGACGGCAAUCACCUAUACACACAUUCCUUGAUCCUGAUCCACUGACUUUGCUGUGCAGCGAGCUACUUGCAUCUCAAUGCAUCAUUUCUCAUACAAAUCACAGGACAAACGAAGCGCAACUGACAGCCGGAACAUAAGGUACAAUUUGAAACAAUAACGGUAAAUCGUAAAGGUGAUCAGAGUGACCAGAGUGGCCAGAGUGACCAGAGUGACCCGGGCACACCUAGUAGUUAAUAGCAAUAGCAGAGACACAAUUUUUUUAGUAUGGCAACAGAGCAGGUGAGUUUUGUGAUUAUCGCAGGGCAGGGAAAACAAGGACGUGGGCGAGGCAGGCCGAUUGACAAAUUUACCUAACGACAGACA
Molecule: messenger RNA, 2375 nt
Organism: Drosophila hydei
Lineage: Eukaryota; Metazoa; Arthropoda; Insecta; Diptera; Drosophilidae
Exons: 4
Coding region: 117-1931 (604 amino acids)
Source: RefSeq, a predicted model, not a curated record